GUGCCAGAUGUGGACACACUUCUUCUGCUUUAGUCUCGUUGCUUGUUCCUUCCUUUUCCUGCACCGUGUUAGGGUUUGGAUCAGAAUCUCUCGUUUCUUGCCUUGAUUUCAAAGUUAGAAGUAGAUUCCAUAAAAGAUGACUCAAGAUCUUGAGAUGAAGGAUCGUUCAACGCCUUCCAACUCUGUCUCCUCAGCUGUUCCAUCUACUUUGCAGCAUUUGAAAGAGAUAGCGUCUCUUAUUGAGACCGGUUCGUACUCGAAGGAAGUUCGCAGAAUUGCUCGUGCUGUUCGCCUUACAAUCGCAUUGAGGCGCAAAUUGACAGCUUCCGUUAUAUCGUCUUUUCUCGAUUAUGUCCUCACUACCGGUUCUGAGGCUCACGCCAAAUUAUCUGCCUAUAUUCCCAAGGAUGAGGAUCAUGAGAUGGAAGUGGAUGCUGCUACGUCUGCAAUUCAAACGCCAGCUAAACAUUUGUUGCCGGAGAUAGAAAUAUAUUGUUACCUGCUUGUACUACUUUUUCUGAUUGAUCAGAAAAGGUACAAUGAGGCCAAAGCUUGUUCGUCUGCAAGCAUUGUUUUGUUGAAGAAUCUGAACAGAAGAACUGUUGAUGUUAUUGCAUCAAGACUGUACUUCUAUUAUUCUUACAGCUAUGAGCUUACAGGAGAUCUUGCUGAAAUUCGGGGAAACCUUCUGGCUUUGCACCGUAUUGCUACUCUGCGCCAUGAUGAGCUGGGUCAGGAAACACUUCUAAAUCUGUUGCUUCGUAACUACCUUCACUACAAUCUGUACGAUCAGGCCGAGAAGCUGAGGUCCAAGGCUCCACGAUUUGAAGCACAUUCAAACCAGCAGUUCUGCCGUUAUCUCUUCUACCUAGGAAAGAUUCGUACAAUUCAGUUGGAGUAUACUGAUGCAAAAGAGUCUCUCCUCCAAGCUGCCCGAAAAGCUCCAGUUGCAGCACGUGGUUUUCGAAUUCAAUGUAACAAGUGGGCUGUGAUAGUGCGUUUACUGUUGGGAGAAAUACCUGAGCGAACUGUGUUUAUGCAGAGAGGGAUGGAGAAAGCUUUGAGGCCUUACUUUGAACUUACAAAUGCUGUCCGGAUUGGUGACUUGGAGCUGUUUAGGAAUAUUGCAGACAAGUUUGCUACCACCUUUAGUACCGACAGAACGCAUAAUUUGAUAGUUCGUCUGCGGCAUAAUGUCAUCAGGACUGGUUUACGCAACAUCAGCAUCUCCUAUUCCCGCAUCUCACUAGCUGAUGUUGCUAAGAAAUUGAGGUUGAACUCAGCAAAUCCCGUUGCUGAUGCUGAGAGCAUUGUCUCAAAGGCUAUCCGCGAUGGGGCGAUUGAUGCUACGUUGGAUCAUGCAAAUGGGUGGAUGGUUUCUAAAGAAACUGGGGAUAUCUACUCGACAAAUGAGCCUCAACUGGCUUUUAAUUCUCGGAUUGCCUUCUGUCUUAAUAUGCACAAUGAAGCUGUUCGAGCCCUUCGAUUUCCUCCAAACACGCACAAGGAAAGUGCUGAAAAGAGGAGAGAGAGACAACAGCAAGAACAAGAAUUAGCUAAGCAUAUUGCGGAGGAAGAUGAUGAUGAAUUCUGAUAUCCAUUGUCCCGUUAAACUUAUCCAGCUGCAGUCAGGAUCUCUUUAUUUUCAAUCUUCUCAUAUUUUUCGUUCUAAGAACUUCCAUUGCCAUUUUAUUUUGAAAAGAAUGAUUUAUUCAAUUGCUAAGUGGAAGAUAUCUGGAAAUCUUUUAACAAAUUGAAAUCGUUACUAUGCUUUUCAUCCUUGA
Molecule: messenger RNA, 1784 nt
Organism: Arachis stenosperma
Lineage: Eukaryota; Viridiplantae; Streptophyta; Magnoliopsida; Fabales; Fabaceae
Product: probable 26S proteasome non-ATPase regulatory subunit 3
Exons: 8
Coding region: 137-1594 (485 amino acids)
Biological process (GO): regulation of protein catabolic process; ubiquitin-dependent protein catabolic process
Cellular component (GO): proteasome complex; proteasome regulatory particle, lid subcomplex
Molecular function (GO): enzyme regulator activity
Source: RefSeq, a predicted model, not a curated record